Heterobasidion irregulare TC 32-1 is the source of this 760-nucleotide messenger RNA. RefSeq lists its product as uncharacterized. The record is from RefSeq and is a predicted model, not a curated record. NCBI's taxonomy places the organism in Eukaryota, Fungi, Basidiomycota, Agaricomycetes, Russulales, Bondarzewiaceae. The coding region runs from base 203 to 598 and encodes 131 amino acids. The transcript has 3 exons.
GCACCAUGAUCACUCUGCCGGCCCUUCGAUACCUAUCCCCGAGCUACCGCCCACCGACGGCGCAUGGUCCCGUCAGCAACCCAUCUGGCCACCCCCCGAGUGGGGCGGAGCAUCACAGGCUCCACAUCCUCAGUCGACCUACCCGCAUCAACAGCCAUACCCGGAUCAAAGCACGUACAGUAUCCCCGGGUCAGCCUCCAAUAUGCCCGGUGGUUUUGGGGCCGAGAUACAGUUUCCACAGGCUGAUAUAUCACUUGCUGGAAGCGGCUACGGCUUUAAUCCCAGCUUUGAUGCCGGUAGGAGCGGCUAUGGAGACUCUGGAUUGAAUUAUGGGUACACUCAACCCCAUUCGCCUAAUCACAGCACAUUUCCUACUCCAUCGCCUCCACCGUCAAUGCCUCCUCGUGUACAUAGUGCCCAACCCCCGCCGCGGCCGACUGCCUACCCCACUGCCCCAGCACAACCUGCAGGUCCCCUGAAUCUCGCAUGGGGCGCCGUCGAUAGGUUUGCUGGACAAGAGCGAAGACGACAGGUUGAGAGAGGAUUUGAGGGAAUCACAAAAACGGGUAGCAAGUUCUUCAAUAAAUUUACAAAGUGAAACAGCGCAAGGCAGGUGCGGACCCUGAAUGUACUACUUUUUUUUCUCGGACUCUUCUCAUAGAGAGCGUUGGGACACUAUCUCCGUCUAGAGUAUCAUAUCUGAGAAAUAAACUCAUGUCAAAUAAGCAAUUUCAUACUACUAUGGAUAGUUUAAUAACUG